GCGAGGAGCCACAAUACAGGGCGACACACACACACACACACACACACACAAGCGCGCGCGCAAAGAGACGCGCACGGACGCACGGGCGGCUUUCGUUUCUCUGGUGACUUUGAUCCACGUUUUAACGCGUCGGUCUCCAAAGAGAAAGAAGCCCAGAAGGUAUUGUAGAAGACGUGCUGUAGACUCUGUAGUCUCUGUCCCACACCAGGGGCCGGUAGAAGGACGUGUCUUCACACUACAGAUCGUGUGUUGUAAUCCCACCGGCUUGAUUGGUCGGACCUUUGGAUUUUUUUGGUUUGCUUUGGGACUUUUUUCUUUUUUUUGUUUGUUUACUCCCUCCCUGAGAUCACCACGGAUUGUUCUUCCUCUCUCAUGUCUGUGAUCUUGUCCUCUCCUGACUGGCACCAUGUCCCCCGGAGCGGAGAGAAGACUCGAGUCUCAGCUCAGAAUGCUGGAGUCCAUGAUCAGAGACCCGAGAUCGGAUAUCAGACUGGAGAGUUUGUUGGAUUCUGUAAACGCCUUGGCUCUUGACCUGAAUCACCCUGCACUGCGGAAGAACAAAAACAUCGAUGCCUUCCUGAACAGAUAUGAAAAGGCUGUAAAUCGUCUGAGGGAACUGCAGGUACGACUGGAUGAUUUCGACCGAAUCAAACUGAUCGGCAAAGGAGCCUAUGGAGCUGUGCAACUGGUCCGGCACAAGGUCUCCAAGGAGGUUUACGCCAUGAAGAAGCUCAGCAAGUUCGAGAUGAUCAAGCGCUCAGACUCUGCCUUCUUCUGGGAGGAACGGGACAUCAUGGCCUUCUCAAACAGCCCCUGGAUAGUGCAGCUGUGCUGUGCUUUCCAAGAUGAGCGCUACCUUUACUUGGUGAUGGAGUUCAUGGCAGGUGGAGAUCUGGUAACCCUUACCAUGAAUUACGACAUGCCUGAGGAUUGGGCUUUCUACACUGCUGAAGUGGUGCUGGCACUGGACGCCAUACACUCCAUGGGCUUCAUCCACAGAGACAUCAAACCUGAGAACAUGCUGCUGGACCGCAGCGGUCACCUCAAACUCGCCGACUUUGGCACGUGCAUGAAGAUGGACAAGUCUGGGAUGGUUCGCUGCGACACAGCUGUCGGAACUCCAGAUUACAUUUCUCCAGAGGUUCUAAAGUCACAAGGUGGAACUGGGUAUUAUGGUCGCGAGUGUGAUUGGUGGUCUGCGGGGGUGUUUAUUUACGAGCUGCUGAUCGGUGAAACUCCAUUUUAUGCUGAGUCGUUGGUGGGAACUUAUGGCAAGAUCAUGGACCACAAAAAUAGUCUGAAGUUCCCAGAUGAUUCAGAGAUGUCUAAAGAGGCCAAAGACCUCAUCUGUGCCUUUCUGACUGACAGGGAGGUGAGGCUCGGACGGACAGGAGUACAAGAAAUCAAACGUCACCCCUUCUUUAAGAAUGACCAAUGGACCUUCGAAACCAUCCGAGACACCAUGGCUCCAGUGGUGCCUGAGUUGAGAAGUGACAUUGACACGAGCAAUUUCGAUGAUAUCGAGGAUGAGAAAGGAGACAUUGAGACGUUCCCGACUCCUCGUGCCUAUGCAGGAAACCAGCUACCUUUUGUAGGAUUUACCUUCUUCCAGGAAGACAAGUCGAUGAGCAAAAAUCAAGACGUGUAUGUCGAUGGAUUAGAAGAAAAAGAGGACAGUUCAGAGAGAUCUGAGACUGAUGAUGUGAAAAAGAAACUUAUUAAGAUUGAAGAGAAGUUGAAAAAUGAGAUGCAAGCUAAAGAUGAACUGGAAGGUAGAUGCAGGAGUGCAAACGAGCGACUAGAUAAACUCUCCAAGGAGAUCGAAGAGGAGAUGAGUGCGAGGAAUCGAGCGGAGGAUUCCCUGAGGAAACUGGAAAGAGAGAACGCUCUGCUUCAGCACCAGAACACCGAGAGCCUAAGGAAAGCCGACCUCGAGACGGAGCGAAAGCGCUGCUUUGAAAACGAAGUGAGCAGUUUGAAGGAGCAGCUGGCAGAGCUAAAGAAGAAGUCGCAGAACUCGCAGAUCUCCGCUGAGAAAAACAUCCAUCUAGAGAGGCAGCUGGAGGAAGUGAGCGCUAAGCUGCAGGCCGAGCUGGAGGAGUCAGGCCGAGUGAAGAAAGCUCAGGCCGAGGCAGCAAGGCAGGCGCAGCAGCUGGAGCUGUUACUCAGGGAGCUGCAGGAGAGACUGGCACAGCUGGAGAGCAGCCGAGUCGUUCUGGAGCAGGACAACCUCAGCCUGCAGAACGCCCUGGAGACUGAGAAGAGGGAGCGCAGUCUCAGCUCUGAGAACAUCACUGACCUGCAAGUGCGCAUCUCGGGUCUGGAGGAAGAGCUGAAGCAAAGCAAGAAUUUUCUCUCCAAAGCCGAGGGGGAGAAGAGACAGCUCCAGGAGGAAUUGACUGAUUUGGAGAAGGUGAGGAGUCAGCAGGAGAUCGACCUUACCUUCAAGCUGAAAUCUGUUCAGCAGCGGUUGGAGCGAGAGGAAGAGGAGCACAACGCCACGAAAACCCGACUCGCCGACAACAGCAAACUCAACCAGUCCAUCGAGGAGGCCAAGUCUGAGGAGCUGGAAGACAUGGAGCGGAAGCUGCAGGACGAACGUUCAGCUAAGCAGCAGCUAGAGAGUAAGCUGAUGCAGUUGGAGAAACAUCACUCGGACCUGGACUGGGAUUAUAAACAGGCACAAAACGAGCUCCAAGAGCUGCGUUUACACAAAAACAAGCUCACAGAGGAGGUUGAUUUACUGACCGUGAAAGUGGAACAGGAAACGCAGCGAAGGAAUCUGUCCCAGGCUGAUCUGAAGGCUCAUAGACACGAAGUCAGCACUCUGCAGUCCUCUGAGAAACAUCUCAAACAGGAUCUCAACCACCUGCUGGAGCUGAAACUCAGCGUGGAGAAACACAACCAGGAGCUACGCAGGGAGAAGGAACUUGCUGGCGCACAUCUGAAGGAGUUGAAGGACCAGCUGGAGGCGGAACAGUAUUUCACAAAACUCUAUAAGACUCAGAUUCUUGAGCUGAAGGAAGAGUGUGAUGAGAAGAACAAACUCUACCAGGAUGCACAGCGGAGGCUGGAGGACCUUCAGGAGGAAAGGGACUCUCUGGCCGCACAGCUGGAGACAAGCCUGACGACCGACUCUGAGCAGUUGGCGCGCUCCAUCGCUGAGGAACAGUAUUCAGACCUUGAGAAAGAGAAGAUUAUAAAAGAGCUGGAGAUCAAAGACAUGGUGGCCAGGCACCGGCAGGAGCUCAUCGACAAGGACAGCACCAUCAACUCGCUAGAGGAGUCUAAUCGCACUCUGACUGUAGAUGUAGCCAACCUAGCCAAUGAGAAAGAGGAGCUCAAUAACCAAAUCAAGGACCUUCAACAGCAGCUGCAAGCGAAUAAAGAAGAAGAGAAGCAGAUCAGCAUCAUAAAGAUGUCAUUUGAGAAGCAGCUUCACUCUGAGCGAACGCUGAAGAUCCAGGCUGUGAACAAGCUAGCCGAGAUCAUGAACAAGAAGGAUUUGGUGCGUGGCGUUCACCGUGCAGAUGACAGCACUCUGAGGAGGAAGGAGAAGGAAAACAGGAAGUUGCAGCUGGAGCUGCGUUCCGAGAAGGAGAAGCUCAACAGCACCAUCAUCAAAUACCAGAAAGAGAUCAGUGAGAUGCAGGCUACGAUUACAGAAGAGUCGCAGACACGUUUGGAGCUUCAGAUGGCUUUGGACAGUAAAGACAGCGACAUCGAGCGUCUGCGCUGUCAACUAACUUCACUUAGCAUCCAUUCCUUAGACACAACUAGCACCAGCAGUAUAGGCAAUGAGCAGGAGACUGAUGAGCCUUAUCCAGAUACAAGUCUGGAAGGUUGGCUUUCUCUUCCAAGCAAGAACACCAAGAGGUUCGGAUGGGAUAAGAAGUAUGUGGUGAUGAGCAGCAGGAAGAUCCUGUUCUAUGACUCAGAAGAAGAACGUGAUCAGGCAAAACCCUUCAUGAUCCUGGACAUCGAUAAACUCUUCCACGUCCGGCCUGUGACUCAAACCGAUGUGUAUCGCGCGGACGUUAAAGAGAUCCCUCGCAUUUUCCAGAUCCUCUACGCCAAUGAGGGUGAGAGUAAGAAUCAGGAAGCAGCCAUGGAGCUUUCAGUGGGCGAGAGAUCAGCCUACAUCUCUUACAAAGGCCACGAGCUUGUGCCCACACUCUACCACUUCCCUUCUAACUGUGAUGCGUGUGCUCGGCCCCUCUGGAACGUCUUCAAACCCCCUCCGGCAUUGGAGUGUCGGUGCUGCCACGUCAAAUGCCACAAAGACCACCUAGACCUCAAGGAGGAAGUUCUCGCACCAUGCAAAGUACACUACGACACGGCUAAAGAGCUGCUUCUGCUGGCCAGUUCUUCAUCUGAGCAGCAGAAAUGGAUUGGUCGACUACUCAAGAGAAUCCCACGUAAACCUCUUACUCAGAGUGUGAUGGUCCAUCAAGAGCCUGCAAUGGGGUCACUUCCCUCCCCGCUCCUCUCGCCUCGACUCUCUCCACGGAACUCACCCAAACUCAGCUCCAGAGGAGCUAUCCGGGUGCAAAGCAGAGGCCCACCACCUUCCAGCAAGCCCAGUGUAAUAGAGUUUGACCUGAAGGCCUGGGGUUGGGCUCUUCAUGAUGAGGAUGAGGAUGAGGAUGAUGAUGAUGAUGUGUUUGACUUCUGAAGAUGUGGGACACUGCCGGCUAACCUCCACGAAAUUCCCGACUGAACACGUAACGGACACUGCAGUACAACAGAAAAUACGUGACGCAAAGGACACGCCUGCUAAUCCACGCUCUGUUCAUUAGCACACCUGAAGACGUGCCUUUAUACAAAACAUUUUACAUCGAUAUUAUUACAGUGUAAAAGUAUUAAGACGUUACGUUUGGCUAUACAGGAUGGCUGCUCGUGUGUGUGUGUCUGUGCGUGUGUGUGUGUGUGUGUGUGUGUGUGUGUGUGUGUGUGUGUGUGUGUGUGUUUUGGAUCAUAUGACACAGUGUAUAUUUCAUGUAUGAUCUCGUGUGUAAGGGAAACACUCGUGGUUUGUAGCGAACCUGUUGAGCGAUUAUUUAAUGAUUGAGAGGAUUCAGAAAGAGCUGAACUGUGGUAUAACUCUGAACUCAUUUCACUCUACUGCACAGAGUUACUUUAUAUCAGAACUGGAACGAUUUAUGAAGCAAUGCUGGUCCAAAUGUUUUUCUUUAUCCAAAGAUGUAUGUAGAGAAACAAACACGGCUGUUGAUUUCACCAGAAUUGUUCACAAGAGGAGAGAAUUUAAUGAAAAAAGAAAAAUAAAUGGAGAAAUUAUA
Messenger RNA from Silurus meridionalis, 5300 nucleotides. RefSeq names its product rho-associated protein kinase 2-like. Gene Ontology annotation, cellular component: cytoplasm; centrosome; cytoskeleton. Gene Ontology annotation, biological process: regulation of actin cytoskeleton organization; smooth muscle contraction; regulation of cell junction assembly. NCBI's taxonomy places the organism in Eukaryota, Metazoa, Chordata, Actinopteri, Siluriformes, Siluridae. The record is from RefSeq and is a predicted model, not a curated record. Gene Ontology annotation, molecular function: Rho-dependent protein serine/threonine kinase activity; small GTPase binding; ATP binding.